This is a messenger RNA of Haemonchus placei, 768 nucleotides long. Lineage: Eukaryota; Metazoa; Nematoda; Chromadorea; Rhabditida; Trichostrongylidae. The record is from the annotation of a GenBank genome assembly.
UGGAAAUCUCGCUGUUUUUUAAUCGCCAUCACCACUGUCCAUGGAUGUGUGAAGGUAGAGCAGGCGACCGCAAAUGUGGCACGAGUUCAACGAGCCAAUCUUCUUAAGAAACUCAUUCCCGUCUACAUGGGAGCUUCAGAAGCACUCAUACGAAAGCCAUUUGUGAUGAAUCCAUUCUUUGGAAUAGAUGGUGUCGGCGAUCGACCUGAUCUUUUCCCAGAAGUCUCUCCUGAGGAUUUCACCAUGCACGAGGCUGAAUCGGCAGCACUUGCGCUGAUCCGCUUGACAACGGAACACGACGGUGUCACCUUAGUGUGUAUAGGACCGUUAACGAAUGUAGCAUUGGCUUACAAAAUUGACAAAAACUUCGCAAAACGCUUGCGAAAGCUUGUUAUCCUUGGAGGGAACUAUUUUGGUGUGGGUAACAUGAGCGAAUUCUCUUCUGCCGAGUUCAAUUUUGGUGCUGACCCGGAAGCAGCAAAGAUCGUCAUGGAAGAGAUGAACACUCCGAUCACUAUGGUGCCGUGGGAAAACGCAUACUUGAAUGGAGCCCAGGUAUGUGCAGAACUCUUAGAAUCCCUACUGUUUCGGUUUUUGGGAAAUCGAUCGAUGCGGAAUGGCGUGAUGUCCAAAAACGGUCGACAGUACGGUUAUUGCGAUGAGAUCGCAGUCGCCAUUGCAAUCAGUGAAAAAGCGAUAGCUAGGAAAACAAAGGAUUUACGACUUGGUAUAGAGCUGUCUGGGCAAAUGACAAGGUUAGUCCAAUGA